Messenger RNA from Scedosporium apiospermum, 867 nucleotides. RefSeq names its product Tetrahydroxynaphthalene reductase. NCBI's taxonomy places the organism in Eukaryota, Fungi, Ascomycota, Sordariomycetes, Microascales, Microascaceae. The record is from RefSeq and is a predicted model, not a curated record. The transcript is spliced from 2 exons. Bases 1 to 867 code for a protein of 288 amino acids. Gene Ontology annotation, molecular function: oxidoreductase activity.
AUGGCCCCUACUGCUUCCACCUUCCCCCUCAGCCAGACCCUCAUGACGGGCUCCUCCUCCAUCAUCGACGCCCCCGUCAACCCCGCUAAGCCCUUCGCGGGCAAGGUCGCUGUAGUCACCGGUUCCGGCCGCGGCAUCGGCAAGGGCAUCGCCCUCGAGCUCGCCAAGCGCGGCUGCGACGUCGUCGUCAACUACGGCUCCAGCGCCAAGGCCGCCGAGGACACCGUCACCGAGCUCAGGUCUUUCGGCACCAACCCCAUCGCUCUCCAGGCCGAUAUCAGCAAGCCCGCUCAGGUGGCCGACCUCUUCGACCGCGUCAUGGCCCACUACGGACACAUCGAGUUCGUCGUCUCCAACUCGGGCACUGAGGUGUGGUCUUCCGAACUCGACGUCACCCAGGAGCUUUUCGAUCGUAUUUUCAACCUCAACUGCCGUGGUCAGUUCUUCGUCGCCCAGCAGGGCCUCAAGUACUGUAGCCGUGGCGGCCGCAUCAUUCUCACCUCUUCCAUCGCUGCUUCCAUGACUGGUAUCCACAACCAUGCUCUCUACGCCGGCUCCAAGGCUGCCGUCGAGGGCUUCACCCGCGCCUUCUCCGUCGACUGCGGCGAGAAGCAGGUUACCGUCAACGCCAUUGCCCCCGGUGGUGUCAAGACCGACAUGUACGACGAGAACUCGUGGCAUUACGUCCCCAAUGGCUACAAGGGUAUGCCCAUGGAGAUCAUUGACCAGGGUCUUGCCAACAUGUGCCCUCUCAAGCGGGUUGGCGUUCCCGCUGAUAUCGGCAAGGCUGUUGCCAUGCUCUGCAGCCCCGAGAGCGAGUGGAUCAACGGCCAAGUCAUCAAGCUCACUGGUGGAUCUGCUACUUAA